AUGAGAGGAGAAGUCGAAGGGAAGGGUAUAGGGCAAGGGGAAAGGGAGGGGCAAGAGGUGGGUAAUGAGAAAGAGGCGACAGAGAAAGCGGGGGUUGAGAAAGAUGGGAGGAAGAAAGAAGGGGGUGAUAAAGAGGGGGGUGAGAAAGAGGGGAGUGAGAAAGAGGGGAGUGAGAAAGAGGGGAGUGAGAAAGAGGGGAGUGAGAAAGAGGGGAGUGAGAAAGAGGGGAGUGCGAAAAAGGGGAGUGCGAAGAUCAGCGGGGAGGAAGAGGAGGAGAUAAGGGCGAUAGCAGAGGGACAGAGGGGGCAAGUGGGGGAGGAAGGGGGAGUGGACGGGAGAGAGGGAAGGGGAAGGGAUGGCGGUGGGGAUGGGGAGACGAAGGAAGUAGGAAAGCCGAAGGAAGUUUCUGAGCGGGGGACAGGGGAGGGAGACGAGGAAAGGGAGAGAGGAACGGGGGUAGAGGGGAUAGAGGAGAAGGUGGAGGAAGGGAUAAAAAGGGGAGUGGAUGCUGGAGGAGGGGUUGCAAGGAACCGAGAGCAUGGGGGAGUGAAAGGUGGAGAGGAGAUUGAGCAGGUAGAGAGGAGGGAGCAGGAAGAGAGGAAGGAGGAAGAGAGGAAGGAGAAGGAAGAGAGGAAGGAAAAUGAAGAGAGGAAAGAGCAGGAAGAGAAUAAGGAGCAGGAGGAGAGGAAGGAGAAGGAAGAGAGGAAGGAGAAGGAAGAGAGGAAGGAAAAUGAAGAGAGGAAAGAGCAGGAAGAGAAUAAGGAGCAGGAGGAGAGGAAGGAGAAGGAAGAGAGGAAGGAGAAGGAAGAGAGGAAGGAGCAGGAAGAGGGGAAGGAGCAGGAAGUGAGGAAAGAGCAGGAAGAGAAUAAGGAGCAGGAGGACAGGAAGGAGAAGGAAGAAGAGAGGAAGGAGAAGGAAGAAGAGAGGAAGGAGAAGGAAGAGAGGAAGGAGAAGGAAGAAGAGAGGAAGGAGCAGGAAGAGAGGAAGGAGCAGGAGCAGGAAGAGAAGAGGAAGCAUGGGAGUAUUGGCACACAGGAAGUAGAGAAGGAGGGUCGGGGUGAGGGGCAAGAGGAUGAGCAUGAGAGGCAGAAAGGGCGGCAGCAUGAGAGGCAGCACGAGGGGCAGCAUGAGGGGCAGCACGAGGGGCAGAAGGGGUCAAAUGGCGGAGGAAGGGAAGGGUUGGUGGGAGGGGGAAGUGAUGUGGAGGGACAGGAAAUGAGAGAGGGGGGAGGAGGAGGAGGAGGAGGAGGAGGAGGAGGAGGAGGAGGAGGAGGAGGAGGAGGAGGAGGAGGAGGAGGAGGAGGAACAGGAGAAGCCCCAGGAGAAGGAGCAGGAGGAUUAGCAGGAGGAGGAGUAGCAGGAGCAGGAGAGGUGUGGGACCCGGAGGGAGUGAGCGCGGUGCGAGACGCGUACAACAGCGGGGAGCGAUUCUACCUGCUCUCAUCCGAAGCAGACAACUGCGUGGGCCAGUCGCACUUCUCUGAGAGCCUCGCGUGCGUGGCAGCAGAGGCGAGGGCGCUGAAUCGCACGCUGGUGCUGUCGAGCGAGAGGUGCCUGAGUGCCAAGAACACGCUUACCGGGCGUGUGAAGCGGCGGCACCUGGGGCUGUACUAUAACUACUCGCAUAUCAUGAGCCACCAGCCAGUCAUCUCCCUCACAGCGUUCCUUGCGCGGUUCAAGUCAUGGGAGCACAUGGAUAUAGGGUACCACGGUGUGGGAAAAGGGCACUCAACGCAGCAGCUGCAGCAGCAGAGGGGCGUGUUCCUGCUGAUUCGGCAGCCUCAGGAGGGGCGGUAUGGGUUCAUGAUCUGCAACGGAAGCUACACCGAGAACCCUGUGACUCCGGACAAAUCCAUUCUGGUCCCCACGGCGCCACUGCUGAGCAUCAUUGAUGCAAUAGUGGCGUCAAUGGGGGGCGAGGGUCUGUUUUUCUACGUGCAUGUGCGCAGAGGAGACAAGCUCGAUCCGCGCAAGUGGCCUCACCUCGACCGCGACACACGGCCUGAAGCGCUGAUUCAAAAGCUCCCCUCGCUCGCCCCUCUGGGCUGCCACCUGUACAUUGCCACCAACGAGCGCGAGCCGGGGUUCUUCCUGGCCCUCUCUCGUCUCUACCGCGUGCACUUGCUGGGCGACUACCGCGCGCUCUGGGGGCCGGGCAGCGCGUGGGUGAGGGAGAUGCGGGCGCUGAGGCGGACGCUGGGGAUAGGGGGAGGGGGAGGGGAAGGGGGAGGGGGAGAGGAGGAAGAUGUGGAGUUUGAUUCGGAAAUGCAGGUGAUAGUGGACUACGAGCUGGGCAAGAAGGCCCACAAAGCCAUUCGCACAUUCAACGACCUCACAGACGAUCCCAAGGACG
This is a messenger RNA of Closterium sp. Naga37s-1, 2353 nucleotides long. NCBI's taxonomy places the organism in Eukaryota, Viridiplantae, Streptophyta, Zygnematophyceae, Desmidiales, Closteriaceae. The record is from the annotation of a GenBank genome assembly.